Molecule: messenger RNA, 2024 nt
Organism: Branchiostoma floridae (Florida lancelet)
Lineage: Eukaryota; Metazoa; Chordata; Leptocardii; Amphioxiformes; Branchiostomatidae
Product: DNA polymerase theta-like
Exons: 13
Coding region: 336-2009 (557 amino acids)
Biological process (GO): DNA-templated DNA replication; double-strand break repair via alternative nonhomologous end joining
Molecular function (GO): DNA-directed DNA polymerase activity; DNA binding
Source: RefSeq, a predicted model, not a curated record
UUGUUUUUUUUUGUUGCCUUCUCCCCACAGGAAGUGAUGGCCCCUCCAGUCCCAGCAUACCCUCUUUCCAUGGAAAUUUGAUUGAUGAAGCAGCAAACAAAGAGGGUUUUGACAAAUUUGUGGAAGAUUGGAAGACAAAGACAAACAUUGCCAUUGCUGUGGCAUGCGAGGAUCUUCCUUCACAGCCUGAAGGUACAGAGACAGAAGUGGAUGGCAUCCCACUUGAGUCAGAAGGAGUAGUGAUAGUUGGGGUGUGUGUGUGCUGGGGAGAGAAGGAUGCCCACUACAUCUCUCUACAAAAACAUGCUGGGGAAGAGGAAGAUGCUACUGAUGAGAUGAUCCCUCCCCCUCUGGAAGAUCGCCUUUGCAGCAUCAAAUCAGUCUUGGAGAUGGAAGUUGAUUCAAGGAGUUCCACUAAGAUAACUAAGGUUUUUGACCUGAAGGCCCAGUACAAAGCCCUAGCAGCGGGAUGUGAUAUAACCAUGAAUGGAAACUUCCAAGACCCCAAAGUAGCUGAUUGGUUGUUGGACCCAGAUGCAAAGGUCAAAAGAUUUGAUGAAAUGGUGAAGGGGCAGUUCACACCUCAAGAGUCAGACUUGCUACAAGGAUUACGAGAGUGUUUUGGUGAGGGAAGCCUGUCCAUGACAGUACAGAACGCAGGGUCAGGCCAGACGAGGGCAGCUCUGGAAUGUGUUUUCACCUUCCACUUGAUGGUCAAGCUUUCCAAGCUGCUGGAAGAACAGGGGCUUAGCACAGCAUUCAGGAAUGUGGAGAUGCCGUCCCUGGUGGCCCUGGCCCGUUUGGAGUUGAAUGGGGCCGGGUUCAACCCAGAGGAGUGUGAGACCCAGUGUCAGGUCAUGAAGGACAGACUCAGGAUGUUGGAGGAGCGGGCCCACAAGCUGGCUGGACACACUUUUGCACUGAAUAGUACAAAAGCUGUUGACAAGGUUCUUUAUGAGGAAAAAAAGCUGGAGAUCAAUGAAGACCCUUCAACAAACUCCCAACCCCAGGAACGUCUCAGUACAUCUAGAAAGGGUGUUCUGGAGAAGCUGAAGACGUCUCAUCCUCUCCAUCCUCUCCCUGGGGUGAUUCUGAAGUGGAAGCACAUUUCUAACUUACUGAAUAAAGUGACCCCACUACAGAAGAAGAAUGUGUACAACCCCAGGUUAAACAUGGACAGGAUCUACAGCACCUGUAACCUUCACACAGCCACAGGCAGGGUGGCCUUCCACGACCCAAACUUGCAGUUCAUUCCAAAGGAGUUCGAGAUAGAGAUGCCCACCGACACCAACAAUGAGGAUGGUCCACCUGCAGCUGGUGAGGAAACAAUGUCCAAGAGGAAAGUUUGUAUGAGGCAUGCCUUCAUUCCCUUCAAAGGAGGAGUGAUUCUUGCUGCUGACUACUCUCAGCUAGAGGUGAGGAUCAUGGCACACCUUUCCAAGGAUUCCAAGCUGACCCAGGCGCUGAACAGUGGACAGGACGUCUUCAAGGCCAUUGCCAGUCAGUGGAAGGGUGUGGCUGUGGAGCAUGUCAGUGAUAAACUCAGACAACAAGCCAAACAGCUCUAUUACGGUAUCAUCUAUGGGAUGGGACCCAAGACCCUUGGAGAAAAGCUGGGAGUGAGCAAAGAGGAGGGAAAGCGGCGUAUAGAGACCUUCAAAUCCAGUUACACAGGCAUACAGCGAUACCGCCAAACUACAGUGGACCAGUGUAAGAGGAACGGGUAUGUUCAGACGAUGGCAGAACGCAGGCGGUACCUCCCAGACAUCAAUGGGGAGGAUUAUUAUAAACUCAGCCAAGCAGAGAGGCAGGCGUUCAACACUACAAUACAAGGUUCUGCUGCUGACCUGGUGAAGAAAGCCAUGGUAUUGAUUGACCAGAGACUGCAGCAGGAGUUUCCUGACACUAGGAGGAGCCACAGACAUGGGGAAAGCACUGCUGCUGCUGCUGGUGGGUUGGAGUUCCAAAUAGUCAAUGUUCUGUCUGCUGAUUUCUGUUUUCUACUUUAGACUUACACUGACUUG